Messenger RNA from Micromonas pusilla CCMP1545, 567 nucleotides. RefSeq names its product rhodanese-like domain protein. Gene Ontology annotation, molecular function: catalytic activity. NCBI's taxonomy places the organism in Eukaryota, Viridiplantae, Chlorophyta, Mamiellophyceae, Mamiellales, Mamiellaceae. The record is from RefSeq and is a predicted model, not a curated record. The transcript is spliced from 2 exons. The coding region runs from base 1 to 567 and encodes 188 amino acids.
AUGGCCGCCGCCGCGUCUUCCGUCUCCUUCCGCGCCGCGGUCGCGCCGCGCGCGGUGUCCUCCUCCCGCGCGCGCGUCGCCGCCGCGCGCCGCGUCGCGACGACGACGCGGGCGGCCGCCCCGACGGUAUCCGUGCCGGACGUCAAGGACCACCUCGACCGCGGCUUCGUCCUCGUCGACAUCCGCGACCCGGACGAGUGCCGCGAGAGCGGCUACAAGUCGUCCUGGAAAAACAUCGUCCUCGCGGCGAUGGACGAGGACGGUACCAUCCACAUGAACCCGAACUUCCUCGCGCAGAUCCGUCAGGAGUUCCCGAACACCAUGUCCAGGAUGAUCAUCGCGUGCGACGACGGGACGUUCCGUUCGAACAAAGCCGCGGAUGCCAUCAUGUCCAAGCUGGGUCACACGAACGUCAAGGUGCUCGAGGGCGGCAUCGACGCGUACCUGAAGGCGUUCCCGAUCGACAAGAGCGCGAACAAGUGGAACGCGCGGCCGGAGAUUGGUCAGGACCUGUCCACGCUCGUGUCCGGCGUCGACACGCGCCAGGCGGGGCAGAUUUACUACUGA